UGGAAAUAAUGCUACAAGAUAUCGAACAAGAAGUUGGUAUGUGUGUUUCUCAUUCAACUCCACUUCAUACACCAGCAAGUAGUAAACAUCAAUGUACAUCUAGAACAAUUUGUGUUUCUAACCAGUUGGACUCUGAUUUAGAUGGAAUUCUGCCUCUAGAAAAUGAAUCUAAUCAGRACAUGUUAUUAAAGCCAUUAAAAUUAAACAGAAAAGGAAAACUUACCCCAAACUGUAAAAAAUUAUAUAAAGAAGCCAUGAAGUUGAAACGAAAAGCCGAGCGUUUACAAAAACAAAAUAAAAGUGCUAAAUGUCAACUAAAUUUAGUGAAUCGAUUUGCAAAUAGUAAUUUUACAUCUCGAAUAAUGGAUAAAGUUAAUACAAGCACUUUUAAUUUCAUUAUGAGUCAGAUGAAAACUCAAAAAAAGAAACCGCAAGGUAGACGAUAUAGUAUAGAUGACAAAAUUAUGRCCCUUUCAAUGUUCAAAAAUUCYCCUAAAGGUUACAAAUUUUUAUCGACAGUAUUUGCUUUGCCUUCAAAAAAAACACUUUAUAACCUUUUACAGAAAGUCCCAUUCAAUACUGGAAUAAAUGACCAWAUUAUAAAUAAUUUAAAACAUCAAGCACAAAAAUUAAAUACUUUGGAUAGGUACUGCACGUUGCUUUUCGAUGAAAUGGCAUUAGAUGCAACCUUAACCUAUGAUAAAAAAAGUGACUCUAUUUUUGGUUUUGAAGAAAAAAAUCUAAAAUUUGCCAACCAUGUACUUGUGUUUAUGUUAAGAGGUCUACGGAAAAAAUUUAAACAACCAAUUGCAUACUACUUUUGUUCUGGUACUACAAAAACUGAAGAUCUUGUAUGUUAUAUUAAAGAAAUAAUCUCUGCAGUACAAACCACAGGAUUAAAAAUAAAAGCUACAGUUUGUGACCAAGGAUGUACAAAUCAAGCUGCAAUUAAUAUCCUUAUAAAAGAAAGAAUUCACAGGUGUAAAACUCAAAAUAUUGAAGAUAGAUACAUGGGAUUUUUAAUUAAUGAUGAAGAAAUUGUACCUCUAUAUGAUCCCCCACAUUUKUUGAAAUGUAUGAGAAAUAAUUUAUUGACUAAAAAUUUGAAUUUUAAUUAUAAUGGGAAGAAUCAAACAGCAUCAUGGAGCCAUAUUGAAACUUUGUAUAGAUUAGAUAAACAAAAUGAAAUUUAUGAGUUACGCACUUUGCCAAAAUUAACAGAAUCACAUGUAAWACCAUCUAAAAUAAAAAAAAYGCGUGUAUCAGUUGCGGCACAAGUUUUCAGCCAUCGAGUAGCUUCAACAAUGCAUCUUAUAGCUAAUUAUGAUUCUGAUAGUUCACUAUCCAGCUCAAUGGGGACAUCUAAUUUGUKUCUUUUUAUGGAUAAGGUGUUUGAUUCUACGAAUGGAUCCACAAUUAAUGCAUUAGAUGGCAAACCCCUAAGAUGUGCAGUUAAAAAUGGAUCUUCUCAUAUUCAAUUUUGGAAUGAAGCAAUUAAGGUUUUCAAAACAAUGGUUUUUGUGAGUAAAGUAGAUGGCUCAGCUGUAAGACAACCAAUAUGUGUAAAAAAUUAUAUAAAAACAUUAGAAUCUUUUAAAUACUUGUGGUUAAAAUUAAAAUCCGAAGGUUUUAAGUUUCUAAUAUUAAGGAAUAUUAAUCAAGAUUCUUUGGAAUGUUUCUUUGGAUCUAUUAGGAGCCACGGAUCCAGAAAUAAUAUGCCCAAUUGCUAUCAUUUUUCUACAUCAUUUAAAACAUUACUUUUAAAUAAUUUCUCUUCAUUAAAGUCAUUGGGGAAUUGUGAGGUAGAUGAUAGUGUAGGAGCUUUAGACAAUUUAAAACAAUUCUUAUCCGGACAAAAUGAAAUAAUUGGUAAUGAUGUUUCAUUAAAUUUAGGUUUGAAUUCAUUUAAUGUAGAAUUUGUAAAACCCAACAAAUCUACAGUAGGUGAAAUGACAAUUGGCUAUGUAGCUGGCUAUAUAAUUCGAACAUUAAUUAAAUCUACUAAUAAUUGUAAUGUAUGCAAAAAUKAUUGUGUAGAUAUUCWUAAUGUUAAUGGACUAAUUAGU
Messenger RNA from Diuraphis noxia (Russian wheat aphid), 2066 nucleotides. RefSeq lists its product as uncharacterized. The record is from RefSeq and is a predicted model, not a curated record. NCBI's taxonomy places the organism in Eukaryota, Metazoa, Arthropoda, Insecta, Hemiptera, Aphididae.